This is a messenger RNA of Telopea speciosissima, 1490 nucleotides long. Its product is annotated as 26S proteasome regulatory subunit S10B homolog B-like. Gene Ontology annotation, cellular component: cytosolic proteasome complex; proteasome regulatory particle, base subcomplex. The transcript has 11 exons. The coding region runs from base 119 to 1309 and encodes 396 amino acids. The record is from RefSeq and is a predicted model, not a curated record. Lineage: Eukaryota; Viridiplantae; Streptophyta; Magnoliopsida; Proteales; Proteaceae. Gene Ontology annotation, molecular function: proteasome-activating activity; ATP hydrolysis activity; ATP binding. Gene Ontology annotation, biological process: positive regulation of RNA polymerase II transcription preinitiation complex assembly.
ACUUUAACUUUCAGGGUAAGGAAGUAGUUGAAGACGACGAGCGGGAAAGAGAAGCCGCAGCCAGUCCUGCUGAAGCAUCUCAACUGAACCAGAAUUGUCCUGACUAGAAUCUCAAAAGAUGGAAGGUGAAGAUGCUCGUCGCAAGGCUGCGAUCAAUGACUACCGUAAGAAGCUCUUACAACACAAGGAGCUCGAAGCCAGAGUUAGAGAAGUGAGGGAGAAUCUAAGAACUGCAAAGAAGGAGUUUGCCAAAACUGAAGAUGAUCUCAAAUCCCUUCAAAGUGUUGGACAGAUAAUAGGGGAAGUUCUGAGGCCUCUUGACAAUGAGCGAUUGAUAGUUAAAGCAAGUAGUGGUCCAAGAUAUGUUGUUGGAUGCCGCAGUAAAGUAGAUAAGGAAAAGCUGACAGCUGGGACCAGAGUUGUUCUUGAUAUGACGACUCUCACAAUCAUGCGAGCCCUUCCACGCGAAGUUGAUCCUGUUGUGUACAACAUGCUUCAUGAAGAUCCUGGUAACAUUAGCUACUCUGCUGUGGGUGGAUUAUCUGAUCAGAUCCGGGAACUUAGGGAAUCUAUUGAGCUACCUCUUAUGAAUCCUGAGCUCUUCCUCAGAGUGGGGAUAAAGCCACCAAAGGGUGUUCUUCUCUAUGGACCUCCUGGAACAGGCAAGACACUGUUAGCCAGAGCAAUUGCCAGUAAUAUAGAUGCUAAUUUCUUGAAGGUUGUGUCAAGUGCUAUAAUUGAUAAAUACAUUGGUGAAAGUGCAAGGUUGAUACGGGAGAUGUUUGGCUAUGCACGUGAUCACCAACCUUGCAUCAUUUUCAUGGAUGAAAUUGAUGCCAUUGGUGGCCGUCGAUUUAGUGAGGGAACAAGUGCAGACCGUGAGAUACAGAGAACGUUGAUGGAGUUGCUCAAUCAGCUUGAUGGAUUUGAUCAACUUGGAAAGGUUAAAAUGAUUAUGGCAACUAACAGACCUGAUGUCCUGGAUCCUGCACUUCUCCGUCCUGGUCGACUUGAUAGAAAAAUUGAGAUCCCAUUGCCCAAUGAGCAAUCGAGAAUGGAAAUCCUAAAAAUACAUGCUGCUGGAAUUGCCAAACAUGGUGAAAUAGACUACGAAGCAGUAGUAAAACUUGCAGAGGGGUUCAAUGGGGCUGAUCUUCGCAAUGUCUGCACUGAAGCUGGAAUGUCAGCAAUCCGUGCUGAGCGUGAUUAUGUUAUCCAUGAAGAUUUCAUGAAGGCUGUCCGGAAACUUAAUGAAGCCAAGAAGCUCGAGUCAACUGCUCACUACAAUGCGGACUUUGGAAAGGAUUAAGCAGGACGUGCCCUUAAAAUGCCAUGGAUGCUGGGGCAGUGCAAUCUUUUCCUUUCCCGUCUGUUAAACCAGGAAACACCCUCUUUCUGAAUUUGAUGUUUUGUAUUUGGUUUUAGUUACCAGAGACCAUUUUAUGAUUUCUAUUGGGCCAGUAAAAAAAUGAGUUAUAAGUUUGUAUUUU